AUGCGCUGGCGUGCACAGCCACUUGCAUUCGAGCGUGCGGGUGAUUGCGGUCUCGAGAUCGGCCCCUGUGACGAGGAGAGUAGAGCCACUGGCGCUUUGACGGCCGCGGCAAACGUGCAUACGGGGACCAAUGGCGAGAGGUGUGAGGAGCAGGCGAUUGGUGACGCAUCGAAUGGCGACCGGGUGAAUGGUGACAACGUGACCGACAGUCUCGAGAUCGGCUCCUCGAUGCCCCGCGGCGAGGCGAACGUGGCGAUGGCAGCGACCGUGGAGAUCGAGGCUCGGCGUGACAUUCCACACAACGGCUCUCCCGCCCGCCGCCACGCACCACCGUUGAAUGGUGACGAGGCGAAUGCUCCCGGUGCGCCGCAGCCACCGCGCCGGAGCGCACAACGAUCUCCAUGCGCGCAGGCGCCUGUCCGCGCCGCUGAUCCUCGAAGCGGCGCCGGAUCUGAUCAGCAGCAGCCAGCGGAGCAACAGGGACGCUUGAGGCAGGACGCGCGGGAGGAAGUGGACGAGGAGCGAGUUCGCUCACCGUGGAAUAUCCGCGGCCAGGAGCGGCAAGCGGAUCCAUCGGAUCAACGGGAGGGUGGCGCACGAUCAGCAAGCGGCCGACGCGGCGGAGGACGUACUGCGGACCGAGGAGGGAGAGCAGCUGGACUCGGCGAGCGAGCACGAGGAGGUGGACCAAAAAACGUGUACCUGCAGGCGCUGGAGAUGUACGGAAUGGGCAACUGGGGGGAGAUUGCAGAGCACGUGGGGUGCAAGAGCAGUAUGGCACAGCUGCCUGCAUCUCCUUUGCAAUGCUCCUCUCUCUCUCCUCCUGCCUCCUGUCCUUCCCCCCCUUGCACACAUCAGGCGCUGGAGAUGUACGGAAUGGGCAACUGGGGGGAGAUUGUGGAGCACGUGGGAUCAAAGAGCAAGUCACAGUGCCACGACCACUACCUUUACGAUUACCUGCUUUCACCCACCGGUCCAUUACAUUGCCCCGACCAUUACCUCUACGACUACCUGCUCUGGCCCUGUGGGUCAGUGCCUGAGAGUGGCCCCCUCCCUGUGAGUAGAGACCUAUCUCACCUGCGCACGCAAGCGGAAACGGAGGCAGCCAAGGCGGCAAUGGAGGAGAAGAAGGCAGCAGAGACUGAUUUAUCUUGCCUGCGAACCCAAGCGGACACGGAAGCAGCCACGGCGGCAAUGGAGGAGCAGGAGGCGGCAGAGACUGCUAACUUGAGUCCAACCCUUAUUUCCCUCCUCCGUGCCCCCACCCUUGUGCCCCUGCCUUUCUCUCUCCAGGACCUAUCUCGCCUGCGCACGCAAGCUGACACGGAAGCAGCCAAGGCGGCAAUGCAGGAGCAGGAGGCAGCAGAGACUGUUGGCUUGGCUUCGACCCGCAAUUUCUAUCUACAAGGCAGCACUCAAGGUGGCAGUGGAGGAGGAGGCAGGAGAGACUGCUAUCCGCCACUAACCCUCCUCACCCUCUUUAGUGCCUCCUGUGUCCCUCCUGUAUCGCCGCCUCUCCAGAACCUGACUCGCCUACGAACCCAAGCGGACACGGAAGCAGCCAAGGUGACAAUGGAGGAGCAGGAGGCGGCAGAGACUGCUAACUUGAGUCCAACCCUUAUUUCCCUCCUCCGUGCCCCCGCCCCUGUGCCGCUGCCUCUCUCUCUCUCUCUCCAGGAUCGAUCUCGCCUGCGCACGCAAGCAGACACGGAAGCAGCCAAGGCGGCAAUGGAGGAGCAGGAGGCAGCAGAGAUUACUGUCGACCUCUAA
This is a messenger RNA of Closterium sp. NIES-65, 1770 nucleotides long. NCBI's taxonomy places the organism in Eukaryota, Viridiplantae, Streptophyta, Zygnematophyceae, Desmidiales, Closteriaceae. The record is from the annotation of a GenBank genome assembly.